AUGUCUGCCACGUCGUCUGUAUUCAGCUUCCGCUAUGAAAAUGGCAGGCGGUACCAUGCUUACGCAGAGGGCAUGUACCCAGUGCCAAAUGACGAGACCGAGGCGGAUAGACUCGAUCUCCAACACCACGCCUUUCGCCUUACACUCGACGGAAAGCUGUAUCGAGCCCCUAUUUCAGAGAAUGUUCAAAGUGUUUUGGAUGUAGGAUGUGGAACUGGCAUAUGGGCUAUUGAGUUCGCAGACGAGCACCCAUCCGCUCGUGUCCUAGGCACAGAUCUAAGUCCAAUCCAGCCCGAACAGGUCCCACCUAACUGUGAAUUCCUAAUUGAUGAUUGCGAAAAAGAAUGGAUCUUCCACGAUAAAUUCGAUUACAUUCACUCGCGCGCCUUGGUAGCAGCGAUCAAGAACUGGCCUCGUUUCUUCGAACAAGCCUAUGAUAACCUCAACCCUGAUGGCUACCUCGAGUGUCAAGACAUUGCCUUUCCCAUCCGGUGCAUGGAUACCAAUGUGACUGCACAAGAUUCGCCGCUGAUACGCUGGUCCGAGUAUUUCAUCGAGGCUGCGCAGAAGAUUGGUCUUGAUGGUACAGGCCCUCGUCAUUUCACACCCCAGCUGCGUGAUGCGGGGUUCACAGAUAUCCAUGUUAAGAUGUACAAAUGGCCAGUAGGCAAGUGGGCAAAGGGCGCGAGGUUCAAGUUGCUGGGACACUUUGUAUAUGAAGACCUGAUGGACUGGCUGCCCAGCAGUUCUCUCGGUCUAUUCACACGAAUACUCAAGUGGUCUAGAGAAGAGGUAGAAGUUUUCCUAGCCGAUUGCAGGCAGGAAGCAAAGAGAAAGGACCGCCAUUACUACGCUGAUGUGUAA
Molecule: messenger RNA, 864 nt
Organism: Bipolaris sorokiniana ND90Pr
Lineage: Eukaryota; Fungi; Ascomycota; Dothideomycetes; Pleosporales; Pleosporaceae
Exons: 2
Coding region: 1-864 (287 amino acids)
Molecular function (GO): methyltransferase activity
Source: RefSeq, a predicted model, not a curated record